AUGGGUACCAUUGAUACCAUCAAAGAUCCCCGUAUUCGGGUAAAAAUAUCUACAAAAUUACUUGACAUUAUUAAUGAACAUCAUACACACCUAACGGAAGUACCCAAAAAUAUUGCAGUCAUCUUGAAACCAUUGGGAAUACGUGUUAACGAAGCCGACACCACCACAACAACAGCAACAAACAAAUAUUCAGGUGUUGAUAUCAAAUUAUUAAAUGAUAUUUUGUCGAACAGUGGUGACAAGGUGACAAGUGAAAAUGAAACUGCUGCUGAAAAGACUAAAAAAUCUAAAGAAGAAAAAUCAUCGGAUUCGAAAUUAAAAGAAAUGUAUUUGUAUUUAAGUGAUCUGCGUUGGCUGAGCCAAGCUUUGGGUAAGCUGCGGUCCAAAGGUAUCGUUGAUGCGUAUUUGCAUGAGUUAUUGGAGACAUGUGCAUUGGAACUGCCCAAAAAUUCUAUAAUUGAACGGAAUCCUGAAUUGGAAGCACGUUGCCAGAAAUUACGUCAAGAACAACAGAAUUUGGAAUAUCGUAAAAUGACCAAGGAUGUUGAUGCAACGCUGAAACACUAUCCCGAGGAUACAAUUGCCUAUCAAGUGAAAGCGAUAAACAGUCAAUUGGUUGCCGUGCUGCAAUUCAUUUUUUCAGUGGCCGCGGGAUUUGCUUUUGGCUUCCUUGGUAUACAAUUAAUAGUUGGCAAUUUAGAUUUUGGCUUACGUUUACUAUUGGGUAUUAUGAUCGCUCUUAUUAUUGCUCUGGCUGAAAUCUACUUUUUGGCAAAGAAACUCAAUGAAUAUGACAAUACAACGGAAACGGUUAAUAAGGCUAUACAUAAAAUGAAAGCCAGCACUACACCGGAAGCGGCCAAAGAAAUAUUGGAAAAGAAGUUGCAUGCAGAAUAA
Messenger RNA from Musca vetustissima, 897 nucleotides. RefSeq names its product transmembrane protein 199. The transcript has 2 exons. Bases 1 to 897 code for a protein of 298 amino acids. The record is from RefSeq and is a predicted model, not a curated record. Gene Ontology annotation, biological process: vacuolar proton-transporting V-type ATPase complex assembly. Gene Ontology annotation, cellular component: endomembrane system. Lineage: Eukaryota; Metazoa; Arthropoda; Insecta; Diptera; Muscidae.